Messenger RNA from Armigeres subalbatus, 884 nucleotides. Its product is annotated as calcium and integrin-binding protein 1-like. Bases 154 to 711 code for a protein of 185 amino acids. Gene Ontology annotation, molecular function: magnesium ion binding; calcium ion binding. The transcript is spliced from 5 exons. The record is from RefSeq and is a predicted model, not a curated record. NCBI's taxonomy places the organism in Eukaryota, Metazoa, Arthropoda, Insecta, Diptera, Culicidae.
UUUUUUUGUUCCACUCAGGUUCCAGCAAACAUCAGAUGGUUCUAAUUUUUCAAGAGAAAGUAAUUUAUUGCUCAAUUUAAUUGCAUUAAUGUUAUCCACAAAGUAGGUGAUAGCUGGGGAUACUCGAUACAUAUCUUAACGAUUGCACACGAAAUGGGACAAGUCAAAAGUCAAUUCAGCGAGGAAGAGCUGCAGGAUUACGAAGAUCUGACGUACUUUACUAAGAAAGAAAUUCUUUUUGCGCAUAAGAAGUUCAAGGCCCUCGCUCCGGAAAAGGUCGGACACAACAAGAAUGCUCGCCUAUCGAUGAAUAAAAUCCUUCAGUACCCGGAACUGCGCGUCAACCCGUUUGGCGAUCGAAUCUGCAAGGUGUUCAGUAGUUCCAGCAACGGGGAAAUUUCGUUCGAGGACUUUCUCGACAUGAUGUCGGUUUUUUCAGACGCGGCUCCCAAAUCCGUCAAGGCGGAGCACGCAUUCAGAAUAUUCGACUUUGAUGGAGACGAUAUGAUAGGUAAGAAUGACCUCAAACAGGUUAUUCAACGGCUUACGGGAUACAACAAUGCCAUUAAUGAAGGCGACAUUGACCAACUGAUAACGAAUAUUCUAGAAGAAGCGGAUCUCGAUGAUGAUGGAGCUCUUUCCUUCGCUGAAUUUGAGCAUAUAAUAGAUAAAUCCUCCGAUUUUACAAAUUCCUUCCGCAUUCGACUUUAGGGCCUUCGCUCAAGUAUUCCACCAAAUAAAAUGAUGUUUAGUAAUCUCUUUUCUAUAAAAACAUAUUGUACUGCUCGCCAGAUAUUAGAUAUUUGUGAAUAAGAACGUUUAUUUAUGUCAUUCGUACUCGUGUAAUUAUUACGCACAAUAAAAUAUGCUUAAUUAAAAGCAAA